GCGACUUCCGGUUUCGGUGUUCUCAUGGUAAACAAGACGCAUGCUAUGGCUGGCUUGACUGUCACAUGUCCAAUCUGUCUCCAUCCACCUUGAAGUAUUAACAAGGCAAUGCCUUUUCACCAUCCGAAGAGGGAAAUUAAAGCCUCAAUAACACGUCCCCUGUGGUCCCGGUCCUUCUUUGGUGGUUUAACUCGGUGUCAUAUCGAUGGCGCUAUAGUGAAAAGGCAGCAUUCGAUGCUUCAUUGGGGACAAAAUGGCAGCCAGCAACAAGUCAGAGAAAGCUUCAACUGUCGUCACAUCUUCAUCAGUGAGCAGCGUCGCCCAUGCUCGAGCCAAAGCAGAGGCAGCGAAGGUGAGGGCUUCAUAUGCAAGCAAGGAAGCACAGCUAAAAGUGGAAAAAACGAAAAUUGAUGUAGAGCUUGAAGUGCUAAUGCUACACAGAGAAGCAGACAUUGCAGUAGCUGAAGCAGCAGUGCUAGAAGAAGAGGCAGAGUGUGAGAGCAGAAAAUCAGUAUCAGACGGAGUAAAAAGAGAAAGAACGCAGGAAUAUGUGCGGUCUCAGAUUAAGCUUUCUGAACCUCAAGGCCCCCCACCGGUUCCCCCCGCUAAUGACAACAAUGGUCACUCAGGUGAAACAUUAGUGACAUGGGAUGGAUCACAAGGUUCAGAUCCAAAGCCACAGCCCAAAAGCAGUAAGCCAAAGCCUGAUGACAAUCACGCACCUUUGCUCACUCAAAGAGCAUCUGAGACUCCAAAAGUUGAACAAACAAACAAAGUUCUCAGUCCAUUCUCCAACCCAUUCACGCCUCACUACAAUACACCGGCAAGCAUGUUACAUUCAGCUGAGCCAUUUGCACAAUACAUGGCACGCCGAGACCUCAUCACUUCGGGUCUCUACCAGUAUGAUGACAGGCCAGAGAAUUUCAGGGCAUGGUUCUCUUCAUUCAAUGGUGCAACAGCAGAGGUUGCUCUCACACCAACUCAAGAACUCGACCUCAUGACAAAAUGGCUGGGAAAAGAGUCAAGCAAUCAGGUGAAACGCAUUCGCUCUGUACAUAUCAACAACCCCAAAACUGCUCUGAAGAAAGCAUGGGAGAGACUUUGGGAGUGUUAUGCAGCCCCUGAAAUAAUCGAAAAAUCACUCUUUCAGAGACUGGACAGUUUUCCCAGACUAACAACAAAGGACAAUGUAAAGCUACAGGAACUAGGGGAUCUGCUGCAAGAGAUCCACGGUGCAAAGGAGGACGGGUAUCUCCCCGGCCUGCUUUAUCUAGACACUUCACGUGGAAUUGGACCAAUUGUGGACAAACUUCCAUACGGGCUCCAGGAGAAAUGGAUGUCUCAUGGCUCACAAUACAAAGAGGAAAAUGAUGGUUGUUUUCCUCCUUUCAGCUACUUCUGCAAAUUCAUAUGUAAAGAGGCCAAGAAACGUAACGAUCCAAGUUUCAACCAGUACAACAGUCAAACGCACUUAAAACUUGAAAGGCCCUACCAAAAGAACUUUCACUCAGCUAAACCAAUCGUAGUGCACAAGACUAACAUUACGCCCCCCAACAAAGACUUUAACAAGAACUGCCCGCUGCACAACAAACCCCACCCACUAAAGAAAUGCAGGACAUUCAGGAACAAGCUACUGGACGAAAGAAAGGCUUUUCUCAAGGAGAAAGGAAUAUGUUUCAAGUGCUGUUCGUCAGACACUCAUCUCGCUAAGGACUGUAAAUCUACAGUAAAGUGCUCUGAAUGCGGCAGUACAUACCACGACACAGUCAUGCAUCCUGGUCCUCCACCACAAACAGACAGGGCUCCUUCUCGUGCUAAAGAGGAUGGCGGGGAGGGAGAAAAUCCAGACAACGCAGCAGUAACUACAACUUGCACAACAGUGUGCGGUCCAGAGAAAAAAGAGAUCUGUAUGUACUUUGUCAAAGGACACUGCAGGAAUGAAGAUAAAUGUUUUAAAGAGCACUCCAAAAUGCCCUAUAAAUGGGAGGUGAAGGAGGGACUCAGUUGGGCAGCUCUUCCUGAUAACGAGGGCAUAGAGAAAGAUUACUGUAAUCCAGCUAAAACAUACAGCUCUGGAGUCUGCUUUGAUACAAUGACCCGUGGUUCUGACACUGUGCGGCGUCUCUCAACGGUCUCCUCAGUGAUCGAACCCAAUUACAUCCUCACCACCAGCUGGGCAUGGUACUGGGAGGAUGAGUACGGCAACUGGAUUCAGUAUGCAUCGUCAGGAGGAGGUCACAACGCAGCUUCCAUCAGCAGUGAGGAAUUGGAGCAGAAAUAUACACAGGACAACAAAGCAGAGAUGGAGUUCAUGGCUGGCUCACAAACAUAUACGCUCUGCUUCCAAGAUAUGAUCCAGACGAACAAGCGCUAUGGAACCAAAAAGCUUGUGAGGCGUCGACCUGUAUUCGUGUCAGCAGUAGAUGCUGAAACAAUCAGAAAAACCAAACCAGCUCCCAACAGACAGAUGAAAACAUUGCCAAGCCACUGGAAUAAAGCGCAGACACCGGAGGUUGGUUACAAGAAAUUAAAGCUGGAGAGCGAUUCAAGUGAAUACAGUGGAAUCGAGCGCCUUUUCAAAACCACCAUGCGAGGUUUCAGCAUUCAACAGAUUGAGAGGAUACAAAACAAAGCCCUUUGGGAAGUUUUUCAGUGGCAGAAAGAUCAGAUGAAAAAGAAUAACACAGGAAAGAACGUUGCAGAGAAACAGCUGUUUCAUGGGACAGACUCCAAACACGUCGACGCCAUUUGCUACAAUAACUUUGACUGGAGAAUCUGUGGCACUCACGGCACAGCCUAUGGGAAAGGGAGUUAUUUUGCCAGGGAUGCCAAGUACUCACACAGCUACACCGGAGACUCCACAACUCGCUGCAUGUUCGUUUGCCGUGUCCUGGUGGGUGACUACAUUGUCGGCCACUCCAGCUACACCCGUCCCCCCUCGAAAGAUGGAGGAGACACCAUCUUUUACGACAGCUGUGUGAAUGAUGUCCACGAUCCGUCCAUAUUCGUAGUGUUUGAGAAGCAUCAGAUCUAUCCAGAGUAUCUCAUUAAGUAUAGUGAGACGAGUCAGUUGUCAUCAUCCCCAUAUUACAGACCAAAUCCUCCUGUAGUAAACAGGGCGGCUUAUGCUUCUACAACCAACUAUCAACCCACCCCUGCUCCUCCAGUUCAGGCAGCAACUCCGAGAUAUCAACCCCAGCCUGCUUCAAGGUCGUAUCCUUCAUCAUAUUCAUAUACAAGCCAUUCCCCCUCCCAGUCAUCCAAAUCAGACAACUCCUGCAUUAUCUCAUGAUAAUGAUAUUGACGUGACAUAAAGAAGAUGAGGUUAAAUGUGAAAUUACAGGCCUGUGUUGUGUUCUAUUAGUUUUUAACACUCAUUAUUAUUGCUCUCCCGUUGCCAUGUGCCCGUUUUUAUUUUUCUAUUUUAAUUGAUGUUCCAAUAUUUGAUGAAUAUUAGGUGACCCUUUAUAGGCUUGAAAGAAUGAAGCAAUGUGCACUGAAGAGCAGAAGGAACCGUAAUAGUAGAAGGUACUGUGAUCUGAAUCAUUUUCCUUUUCCGUUAGAUCACUUGAGGUUUUAGGGAGCCAAGCGCUUGAUUCAGCAAAAUGACGGCAGAUAUAACGUAUUACUUUAUUAACCGUAUUGAAACACAGGACAGGUAAAGCAGGUUGUUGAGUAGGUAAAGGUUCAAAACAGAUUCACCCUGAUCACAUGGUUUUUAAGAAGGUUGUACAUGUUUUAUUUCACAAGAUUGACUUUACUUGAAAUUGAAGUGAAGCUUCUGUUAAUUCAGUUCGUAUAACUUGUACUUCAUUUCACUCAUCAUUCACUAAUCAUCUUCUGCCUCUAACACUUGAGUGGAACUUUUUUUUUUUCCCAAUCUUGCUAAUAUUUGUACCCGUUCCCCAGGCAGAGCUUGCUGUUAACUAAUUUGGCUGCACAAAAUAUUUACUACGUACAUAGCACCUCUCUCUGUCUGCUAUAAGGUUUGAGGAAAUCAUUGUGUCAUUUUAUCAUUUAACACAAACGUUUUGGGUUUCACAUCCCAGUGUACAAAAAAAGAGCUUUGUUUGAGUUUCUUAUUUGAGUGAUUUUUAAAUCAAAUUUGAAUUUCAUUGAGUGUAUCAGAUUAAUUUCAUUUCUCAAAUAUUUGUUUGAAUCAUUGAAAUCGAAAUCUUUUGACUCAGGACUCCUGGGUAUACUGUAAAAAUGUGUGCUCAGGUUUCAGAAUAAUAAAUGCAGUUGUAUAAAA
This is a messenger RNA of Neoarius graeffei (lesser salmon catfish), 4252 nucleotides long. Its product is annotated as protein mono-ADP-ribosyltransferase PARP12-like. The record is from RefSeq and is a predicted model, not a curated record. Lineage: Eukaryota; Metazoa; Chordata; Actinopteri; Siluriformes; Ariidae. Gene Ontology annotation, molecular function: NAD+ poly-ADP-ribosyltransferase activity; metal ion binding. Bases 254 to 3292 code for a protein of 1012 amino acids. The transcript has 11 exons.